GGGUUAAUGAUGCAUCUUUUCUCUUGCUGUUUACCUGUCACAUCUCUUAAAUUACCACCUUUCAUUGAUUAACUGUACUCGCCUCCUAUGUGUUCAUAUAGGGUCCAAUACAAGUGUCCCUGCCCUGCAACUUCUGAAUAUUAUUAUAAUACAAUGCAAAUAAAUAAUUGGAAGAUGUUGCUGGUGGAAGAACCCUCUGAAACAAAGCCUGCUUUACUCCUCAGCUCACACUCAAGUCAACUCCUUGAUAUAUGCAAGUGUCUUGGAUAGAAGUGAGAUAAAAUUCUUUCAAUCAAAAUACCUCCUCUCACAUUCUUGGAAUGAGGCUACAAAGCUCCAGCACCUGUCCAGGUGAUGAUUUAUUGCUGUAGAUGGAAGAAGGACACUGCAACUCCCUUUACAUUCUCGAAUACCCUCCACCAUUCUCAAAGACCUGAAAAAAUACUGUGCCUAGUUUUUAAAAGUGGAAUGUCACAGCUCUGUUUACAGUGCCUUGAUGCCACUUUUGUGACUGGGACCUGGAGGAGGUGGCUGAAGUUCUCAGCUACUGACUGCCUUGGUUAAUGUAGCAGGACAGAGGGGAGUGUUUACUGGCAAGACAUUGCAGAGCUGCCCGGUUCUAGCACGAGUGUAAAGUGGCUCCAGGACGGAAGAAACUCCAGACCUUGCUGCUGCCAGAAGUGAAACUACUCGCCCUGCCCAGUCGUUUCGUCCCUUCCCCGCCCUCCCACCGUGUGCCAUGCAGCGAUGCAUCCAGCCAGCAGAGGACGGGGUAGGUCCCCUCGGCUGUCAGUCAGUAGAGGCUGCCCGGCUCGGGACGAGCUGAUCGUGAAAUAAGGACUGGCCCUGUGGAGAGCAGAGCACACAGAGCUGGGGUACCCAGCCCUGGCCUCGCACCCCGCCUGGAAGCAUCGCCCGCUCGGCAUCUUCCUUCCUCCAGCCUCAGCGCCGGGUAAUCCCGCGUCAUCUCCCGCGGAGAACUGCCUACUAACUUCGGCGCCGACGCCAGGUCUGCCUGCACGCCGUGGGCAGGAUGGGGGUUGCGGCAUCCCCCCUGUGCCCCGGGGGCAGCCAGCCCCCUCCUCUGCCCCCUCCCACCGCCAAGCCCCGCGCUGGAGCCCUUUUGGCACAGCCUCUUCACCAUGUCCUGCCGGCGGCGGAGAGACCGCAACGGAGAGUCUGAUUAGGGAUCAACCUCAGCACCGCGGACAGAUCCCGGCUCUGGACGGACCUAUUCCAGUAACGCGGACAGAUUCCGGCUCCGGGAGGAUCGACCCCAGCACCACGGACAGAUCCCGUCUCGGACGGACCGAUCCCAGCACCGCGGACAGAUCCCGGCGUGGCUCCGGGCUCCGCCGGCGGGAGGAGGGACCUCGGCCCCGCUCCGUGCCUUGGAGCCCCGGGCUAUUGCGUCGUGCUGGCAGCCCGCUGCAGUAGCAGCCCGCCGCUCUGCCGAGAAAUCCCCCCGCACACGCUGCCCCCCGCCUUGCUCACGGUGCCAGAAGAGGGCUUAUAUUUGGGCUCAAUCUGUCUUCUUUGGAUCGGGAUUUACAAGCUUGGACGGUGCCUGGUUACAGUGGUGUAUGAGUCUACAGACCCCCAGGUGCGCUACAGAGUUAGAAACCCUGGAUCUGUCACGCCGUGGAGGGCUAAAAUAAACCCUAUGCAACCAGCAAACCCAACCCUACCCUUACUGCCUCCCUGCAACCAACUUUACUCACACACACCAGUGAGAAUUCUCUCCUUUCCUCAUCCCUCCACACUCCUUCCUUCUGCACGACUGUAGGAUGAGGCAUUUCCCUCUAUCUGCCUCAGGGUAGAAGCAUACCCUUGGGGAAUCAACACACAUCUGGCAGGGACUGAAAGGUUUUAAUCCAGCCUCUGCUGCAGUCAACAAUGGCAAAUGAACCAGUGAUUCUGAAUGUUUAUGACAUGUACUGGAUAAACGAAUACACCUCCACCUUGGGGAUUGGUGUCUUCCACUCUGGCAUCGAGAUCUACGGCAGAGAGUUUGCCUAUGGAGGGCAUCCCUACCCUUUCAGUGGGAUUUUCGAGAUCACACCUGGCAGUGCGGUAGAACUUGGCGAGACCUUUAAAUUCAAAGAAUCCAUUGCCUUGGGCACCACAGACUUCACAGAAGAGGAUGUGGAUAAGAUUAUGGAAGAGCUGGGCAAGGAGUACAAAGGAAAUGCGUACCACUUGAUGCACAAGAACUGUAAUCACUUUUCUGCUGCUUUGGCUGAGAUAUUAUGUGGGAGAGAGAUACCCCGCUGGGUGAACCGCCUGGCCUACUUCAGCUCAUGCAUCCCCUUCCUCCAGAGCUGCCUCCCCAAGGAAUGGCUGACCCCAGCAGCCUUGCAGAGCCACAUCAGCCUCGGCCUCCACAAGGAGGAGCAAGGGGACACAACAGAUGAGGAGUCACCCUCCACCUCCGCAGCUCCCUCAGCCUCAGGCACAUCGCGAACCUGUAGACAUACUCGGGUCUAAACUGUGCCGAGCUUGCCCCCAAAAUAACAUCCAUGCUCUCUUGUUCUAUUUAUUUCUCACACCCUUUCGCACACAUUGGUUUCUUUCUUCUUCAGUGGACAACACAGGGGAGGAAAGACUUUCUACUUCAGUCCCUUUUCCAAGGGCUGCCCCUACAGUUGCUUGGCAAAAUGACUGUGAACCCCAACACAGAACUGAGGAGUGUGGUGACUAAACUAGAUACUCCUCACAGGGCCUCCACAUGACCCUCAAUCCACAGAGAACUGCUAAGUCUCUCAGGCAUGAGAGCAUGCAUAUGGGCAGAGUGCAAAUACUGUGAUGUUCCUUCUCUGGAACUGUUUUAUCUUUUUAUCUCUUCUACUCACCCAUGUAAGCCCAGCAGUCUCUUCUCCAUUUUGGCUGGGUUUCCCCUUCCCCUAUGACAAAUCUCCUGCUCCUACCCAGUGAAGGAACCAGAGCCAGAACUCAACCUUCUCAUCUCUUAGACCAGCAACAAAUUCCAGUUAGCCCCACCCCUUUUGUAAUUAUCAGGUUUCUAACUCAUGUGAAGGACAAAUGAAAGGUGCUCCUAUUCUACAACCACUGAUUUUCAGUUCUCAAAUUUAAGAGCUCAAAUGACUGUCCUGCUCUUGAAAAUAAUAACAAAGAACCUAGAAAAUGAAUGUGUUACUAUGGCUUUUCUUUGGGGUCAAAAAGAGGAUAGGGCUGUGGUGUUUAAAGGCAGCUGCUAAGUAGAUGCAGAAAUGACUAUUGACCAUAUUCAUGCUUUUCGGCUCAGACCUCUCUCAGUUGUCCUAAUUCUAGGUAAUGUUCCUGGUUUCCUUUUUUCCCCAUAUUCUCUGGGGAAUCUCUCUCCUAGCUGACAUUUGCUGGCUAUAUUUCGAGGAAUGGCCCUUCUGAGCCCAAUGAAAAGGAGAGUAAAUCUGUUGGGAGGGUCAGUAUUUCCUUCAGAUUUUCCUCCUGCACCUCUCCACAGACCUAAAAUACGGCCAUCCUUCCCUGGCCUAUUUUUGAGCCAACCCAAAAGGUAAAACAUAAGUGGUGAACCCAAAGAAAGUCAACCUGUUCCUUUCUCCUCUCUUUUUGGAGGUGGAGGGGAAACUUAGGGCCACAUCUGGAAAGCGCAGAUAACCCUUCCAAUGCAUGGGCCACCAUGGUGCCUUCCAUUGUGUGCCCUAUUUCAGUGGCAUGAAAAAUGGGCACAGCUGGCUACUGGCCUCUCCAGGCUGGCUCCUGACAAGAAUCUUUGGAUGUAUUUAUGGAUGUAUUUAUGCUAAUUCUGACAGCUAAUAAGAAAGCAAUGGAGGAGGAGAGGACAAGUACACUAACUCUUCUACUCAAUUACCUCACUAGGAAUUCUAGACAGGAGAUGCAGGAAAAAAUCAAAAGGGAAAUCCAGGACCCCUCUCUCCCUUGCAACUCCUCUUGGCUAUACAAAGGAGGACAAAAAAUGAACAGGCACCAUGUUGAGAGGGGGUUGCCAUUUUAGAAAUGCUGUUCUCAACAGCUGCUGCCAAGUCAGGACUUCUACCCUUCACUCAGAAAAAAAACUACAGGCCCUUUUUUUGGUCACAACAGCAUGUUAAAUCCAACCAGCUGUUUCUUUAGCUCAGGUAUAUAGAAGCGUGUGCUUUCAGGGCUGAAGGUCUUGGCUAUGAUGUACAUCAUGUCUGCACAGACAGUGCUUAAUGGUUUGUUACAUGUGCAUGGCCUUAGUGAAUCAGGAGGCUCUGGAGAGAUCUGCUGGAUGGAAGUGUAGCUCACAGGAUGGCCUCACACCACUGCCUCCUGAAGUGAUGCAUGUUUGGGCAACAAAACCAUUAUAACAUGCCUCUCUUUUUCAUCCUCUGUACAGAUUGCUGCAAGUUCUGUACUGAACUAAAGUCAUGUUCCUUAUUAACCUUGGCUGCUGACAGCUAGUGCUGCACUGUGAACAAUUCUGCAGCUCCUAGUAACCACUCCAACACCAAUCUGACUACUGUGGUUUGUCCAGGAAUGUUUAAUAAGAUUUCCAUCCCGAUCUCCAUGCCACUGCCCAGAAACCGUGUUAUGCAAUGUACUGUUUCACUCUAUUCCCCUGCAGUCGUGGUCAUUGCAGCCUAAACCGGCAGUGCAAGCUUCAUUUGUCUGAAAUUUCCAGGGUUUCUGCCAAUAGCCAGCAGCACAUUAUGUGCAGUGAAUUUUAAAGGUCCUUCUCCAGGGAAAAGUGAGAAGAGGCUUUCCCAGAGCUUUUGUCUAGGCCAGGGAAACUGCAGUCAGAAACACCUAGUUCCUGUUGUUGUGACAAAAGCCAGCCAGCCAGCCGUCACCCUUGUGCUUCUGCUCUGCACCUGAGCCCCAGAUAAAGCAUCAUGCACACAUCUAGGAGAGAACUAGGGCUCCAGAGGCACAUUUCACACAGAAAACCCUCUUGCAGUAUUUCACAAAGGAAAAAAUACUUAACUGGCUGUAUGGCAACCUGGAGAAGAAAACUGCAUUCAGCCUCCUUGGGGACAUGGAUAUGUGCUUUAAGUAUUGGCAACAACACUUGAGGAGAGCUGUAAACAUCAUAAAAAACCCCGUAUGUUUGUUUACCUACUUUUAUGUUUGUCUGUCUGUUUAUGACAGUAGGGGUCACAUCAAGGAGUUAUCAAACCUCUGCUGUAAAUCAAAACCAGAAUCUAUUCCAAUCUUCAGAAGUAUUUCUCCCCACCCCUCUGUGUUCAAGGUGAUCAACCAAACAACAAUGACAAGAACAAAGAGACACUGUGGAAAUAAAUUAUAUAUUGAUGAUAGUUUUACCUCUGUAAUUUAACAGCAUUUGAGAUUAUUAAACAUGAAGACAUUUUAAAAUCCUAA
Molecule: messenger RNA, 5325 nt
Organism: Myiozetetes cayanensis
Lineage: Eukaryota; Metazoa; Chordata; Aves; Passeriformes; Tyrannidae
Product: deubiquitinase DESI2-like
Exons: 8
Coding region: 1897-2487 (196 amino acids)
Biological process (GO): protein deubiquitination
Molecular function (GO): deubiquitinase activity
Source: RefSeq, a predicted model, not a curated record